AUGCACCUACCGGUCGUUUCCUUGCUCUUCGCCGCCCUCUGCACGUCUCUCUUCCUCACCAAGCUGAUUCUGCUCCUCAUCCACGCGCCUACCAUCCCCGUGGCUUCGGCUCUCUUCUACCUGCCGACCUUCUUUCUGCCCGACUUUCUCGUCAUAUGCGUCGCCAGAUUGGCUCUUCGUCGGGAAAAGGGCCCUCUCCGCCCCGCUUGUCGGGGCGUCGUGGUGGUUGGAGCCGCAUCAUCCACCCUAGGUUUCUUCUAUGAGACAGGCAGUGAGCUUGAAUGGCACUCGGCCGCCACCUUCGCAUUCGAGAAGGAAGCCAGAGAUGUCUUGCUCAGCGGUCUCCUGCCUGUCACGGCAUCCGCCCUGUUCAUUCUCUCCGUUGCGUGGUUCACCCAUCAAAUCCUUUACAAAGCCGUUGGAGACUUCCUGAUUGAAGCUGGCUACUGUGUGGUUUACGCAUGCAAGCAGUUUCUGAAAUCACGCCAGGUUCAUGAUGUCGAAAAGGACGCCGAAUCUAGCCGCAGCAUGUUGCACAAUGGCGAGGGCGAGGACAACAACGGUCAGCAACCCAAUGCGCCCGCCGACAUCGAUAGCGACGACAGCGACGAUUGGGGCAAUCCUCCUGAACUAAGGGAAACCAAGUCUUCCCGAUCCAGCUCGAGAUCCCGUUCUCCCCAAUCGCAGUCCCGACCUUCACGUGUGCCUUCGUGGAGGCUCAAGGCUGCAGCACUAGGCUUUUUGGCCUUCGCCAUGAUUUUACGACCACACAAGCCCUUCGACCACAUGUCUGUCACGCUCCCCGUCGCCAUGCUCGAUAUGUUUUCUUUCAGCGGCCCCCCUCGGCACAGCUGCAUGGGGGCCGGACAUCAUGGCCUGAACAACUGGCCCUUACCCGAGUUGACGGAGAAGUCUCGGUGGAAGAUGCCCAAGGGGAACUUCAAGGGCUGGGCACCUGGUGAUAGCAGCCCCAUGGCCGAUGCUUACCAGCACCGAGUCGUUGACUGGGCCCACCACCUCCUCACGCUCACGAUCAUGGCCCGCCCGGCCAUGGCUUACCCGGGCAUCCUCCGCCUCCUCCGCCGCCCCCUCAUGGACGACCCCGUGGAGAAGGGCCACCUGGGCCACCCGGGCAUCAUCCUCCUCCACCUCCGCCUCCUGGAUGCCCGCCUCCAGAUAUCCAGCAGUCAUUCUACAACCCUCCUCGACAAAGACGAAGUCAAGAUCAAACAUGUGGUCUUUAUACUCAUGGAGAGUCUGCGCUCUGAGGUCUUCCCCAUUCGACCGAACACCAACUUCCACGACAUGAUUGUGGAAGCGAACGAGGAGGAGAUGAGGGAUGAGAUCAAACUUCGACUGGCCCAGAUGACUCCCAACAUCGCAAAGAUCACAGGAUACACGGCAGACUUCGAAGGGAUUGAAACACCACCAGUGUCCUGGGCAGGGCCGUCCCAGCCCGGUUACGGAGGUAUUAAUGUGGUUGGAGCGCUGACAAGCAGCACCAUGUCCACGAAGAGCUACUCAGCCAAUCUGUGUGGCACAUGGCCCAUGGCUGUGGAAAAGUUCGACGAGGCCGACACCGACGCCUAUCAACCGUGUCUCCCCCAAAUCCUUAGUCUCUUCAACCGAGACAAGGACGGCAGUGGCAAACCCGAUCCUGCAAGCGACUUUCGCCAGCAAAAGUGGCGUCCCGCACUAUUCGAGGCAAUGACGGAGACCUUUGACAGGCAGGACAAGUUUGACAAGAAGAUUGGAUUCCAACACAUUGUGACCGAGAAGCAACUCAAGGCAGACACGUCGCGGUACAAGCCGCUCGAGCCACUUUACGAAAAGGUCAACUACUUUGGCUUUGCCGAACCCGUCCUCGUCCCCUACCUGAAGGACUAUAUCAACGAGACGGCGGCGAAUAACGAGCGUAUGUUCAUGAUGCACUUUACCAGCUCGACCCACCAUCCCUGGGUCACUCCGAAGGCGUGGAAUACGACCGAUUAUUUCGACAGCAAGGGCAUUAAACACCGGGAUCUGAAUAAGUUCCUCCAGACCGUCAACUACCACGAUGCUUGGAUGGGCAACCUAAUGCAGCUUUUUGAGGAGACGGGAAUUGCCAAUGAAACGCUUGUCGUGUUUGCAGGCGACCACGGCCAGGCCUUCAAGGAGGACUGCAAGAGGCAGGGUACCUUUGAGAACGGCCACAUCAGCAACUUCCGCAUCCCCAUCGUCUUCUCUCAUCCCCACCUUCCCCGGAUAGAGUACGAGGCCAACGCGACUUCCCUGUCCAUUCUCCCUACGAUCUUGGACCUUCUUAUCAAUACCGGAUCUCUCAACAAGCAUGAUAGCAGCAUCGCAUCUGACCUCGUGCACGAUUAUGAGGGUCAGUCCCUCAUUCGACCCUACAAGACGGCGGACGAUGGCCGCCGCGCAUGGAACUUUUCCGUCGUCAACUCGGGAGCUGGCAUGCUCUCCAUCACCUCGGCAGACACUACUUGGCGACUACUUCUGCCCCUCGUGGAGACUUUUGACUACAAAAUGUCUGACCUACAGACAGACCCAACUGAGCAGGAUGUGCUUUCGGCCUGGUCGCUGAAGAGGCUGGUCAGUGCCGUGCGGAAGAAGCACGGGGAAAGCGCUGCUGAUUGGGUGAAAGAGGCUGAAAUCGUCGCGCAGUGGUGGAUGAAAGAACGACGGCGCCUCUGGAGGCAUUCUUGAGACGAAUAGAAGAUAGAGAGCGGAAAAUGAUUUGUUUACAUGUUC
Verticillium dahliae VdLs.17 is the source of this 2751-nucleotide messenger RNA. RefSeq names its product sulfatase domain-containing protein. The record is from RefSeq and is a predicted model, not a curated record. The transcript has 6 exons. NCBI's taxonomy places the organism in Eukaryota, Fungi, Ascomycota, Sordariomycetes, Glomerellales, Plectosphaerellaceae. Bases 1 to 2706 code for a protein of 901 amino acids.